Marchantia polymorpha subsp. ruderalis is the source of this 4943-nucleotide messenger RNA. Lineage: Eukaryota; Viridiplantae; Streptophyta; Marchantiopsida; Marchantiales; Marchantiaceae. The record is from the annotation of a GenBank genome assembly.
GGAAAAGUUCGAAACUUGAUAGCGGAUAUGAACCUGAACUUGACAAAUAUCCCUUGUGUUGGUAUCUAUGAUGAAUUUGAUGGGGUUGAUAUUUCGGAGGACGUCAACGGCACGAGGAGGAUAUCUUCGAACCCGAGGAGGUGAUGGACUGGGUGAUAUCUAAGAAUGAUAACAUCUGAGUGUUGUAUAAUAUAUUUGCAAUUAUAGUACGCGGUCCGCGAGGAAUCCAAUUAUACAGACCCAUAGCUUUGACAUGCGAAUCUUCCGUGGAAAUACACCCGAAUUCACGUGGAAUUCACCUGCCACUGAUCCGAGCUCUGCCAGAAGAGCACGUCUUUAUCUCGCUACCACUAUUUCCAACAAAAUGGGGGCAUUGCAACCGCACUUGUUUUUAGGUCAAUUCAAGGUGAUUAGAUUUUCAGUUCGGAGACCAGACCUCGAGUGCAAAAGACAGCAGCCAAUCUUGCUCCCAAAUAAGCGUUCGAGAACUGCAGAGGGAACCCAGAGGGGAAAAGUCGUCGGCGAGGGACAAGGGAAAGGGCGUGACACCUCACACCGUAGAAAAACCAGAGGACCCCACUGACGUUCUGGUACUCCCCAAACGACGUGCUUCUGAAGAACAUCAAGCUCCGAUCAAGUGAUAUAAAGAAAGAAGUUAGUUGACCUCCGACGGCUGUAUCUCAAACAGUAGACGCUGCCGAAAAUUCCAUUGUCUAAGAAAUCGAUUUAAGCAUCAUCGCGUAUAACGAAAGGUCUGGGCACUUGAACCGCCCAAAUCAGAUUACUCCAAAUCUGCAGCAGAAGAAAGAAUCAACUAUCAGUCACUUUAAUCCCAGAUCACAGGCUACGCUUGGGGGAGGUCCAGUGCGUCGCCGAGCAGGCUUGACCUGCUGCCGUUUACCCGCUUGGUCGAGUGACCUCUUCCAGCUCUGAGAUCGAUUAAGCAGAUAUCGUUUCUAAUCAUUUCGUAAUUGACUUCUCCUUCAGGUUGGGUAAGGUUGAUUAAGGUUGGGUCACUUAGCGUCUGAUGAACUAUCCUGGAGACAGAAGGAAAGAGGAGAGGAGGAGAAACGCUGAGGAGACGUACCUCUGAGGCACUAAGAGUGGGGCAGGAGGCAACGAAAGGUGAAGAGAAUUGGACUAAUCAGGAGGAAGGCUAAACUGGCAGGAUUCCAGAUUAAUUGACCAUACGGGCCGGACUUUAUGCAUAUGCAGGACGAGAUUGUUCUCAUGGAACCGGGUUUGCAAGCGGAAGAGUUGCCGAAAGUUCAAUGGGAAUUAAAGUACGAGGGAAGACAGCCGGCUGGCUGAUGGGAAAUCUGUACUGAGCCAUUCUUCAAUUCUUUGCAGAACUUUGAAAGACGAUGGAUAUCGAUAGAUCAAGAGACAUCAUGGGUCACGGAAUGUUUCGAAUGGGAAUAUGUGUCACAGAUCGCUAGAUCCUCUCUAAACAACCAGUUUAGAUAGAACCUUAUAGUGCCGAGGAGGAAGAUCGAUUCAGACAUAUAUGAUGCUUCUGGAGCAAUCCACAACCAUAGGGAAACCACGUCGUCAACAAAUUGGACAAGGUCUUCACAAUACACGAUUGCCAUGACGCGGCCCGCAAGUGGGUAAGGACAAACCGCAGGGAGCUGACUUCUUCCCGCUGAGUUAUAUACAACUCACUGGACCCAAAUCGGCACGUGGAGACCACUCACCAUUCUAAAUUCAAGCGAUAAGGUGCUCACAUGGGCUACACACCUUAUGGCCACAAUUGCGAUUCCUUCCAGGCAGAACACUCUCUCCUUCAGACAAUGCACAAGGCCCUACGAUGACAAAUCAUGCGAGUUAUUUGAUGUUUGAUGGGACCCAUCAAGUUUCAAUUUACCCGAUGGACCCUAUCUACAGUACAUCGUCUAUGAGUUCUAAUAAGAAUGAGUACAAAUGAGUUCUACGAAUAUGUUAUAAUUUGGUGUUUUUGUAAUGACUUCGACUGCCUGCCAUUGGAGUUUUAACAAACUGGAUAUGCUCUUGCCCGCAAUAUUUCCUGACCCAACCGAAUUUAUCGAAGUAGAUUAAGGGUUGCACUCGCGUUCCAAAAAUAAUCUGCACAAACACACUGAAGAAAUCCAUUUUGGAUCUGGAAACAAUGAUCUGAGAUACAUGGCAAUGUCACUAACAGUACACCUUCCACCUCCAGUAAUCGUGAGUUCUUUCGUCAAACCAUCAAAUUUUUGCUCCGGUAGAUCUACAGCAUCAGACUGUCACAAUGAAGAUUUCUUCACACAUGAAUUGCUACGGACAAGAAACUGAUUGGCGAUGACAUGCACUGUUCGAUAGGCUCCAUCGGGUAAAUUGAAAUUUGAUGGGACCCAUCAAGUAAUUUAUGUUUUAAUGGGGUACCAUCAAUAAAAAAUCUCUAGAUCAUGCCCUUACGCUGGACUAUAGAAAGUCAAUUGAUUUAGUAAAGUGGAGUAAACUUCUGCGUUUGACCAAGGACGUCGACCUGCAUGGGACCAGAUGGCGGCAUCGCUGACGUCCAAGGGAGAAAAGAUGCAGAGAGAGUAUGGGUGAGAUAUUAUUGGAUAGACCUGCAUCGCCAUAAAUCACAGCUUCCCCUUGGGCGAGGUCCGAUGCAGGCACCGAAUCCAUGCUUGUAAAUAACGUCUUUGGGAGGCAGAAACUUCAGCGCAAGAGCGGAAAUUCUUAUGCUUCUCAGCAAUGAUGGAGGCCUGGGUCUCAUCUCUACCUCCAAGCAGAUCAAUGGUGUGCAUUCCAAACUAGUAAAAUUGGCGAUCGUGUAAAGACACCAUCCGGCUCAGCUCUUGCCGUCCGCGGAGAUCUGCCAUUGAUGCAUGGGAAACGGGUCAAACCGAGGCUUAUAUUCUUCGUGUUUCGCGUUCCCACAAAAACAAAAGCAAAGUUUGACGCAGAGAACACACGAAAAAGUAGAACAGUGAAGUCAAUCUGAUAACGAAGACUCGGAUUGCUCAAUGGCGGGUAUCCUUUCACAGUCUUCAACGAUAUUGGUCACUAAUGCUCUCUCCAGACUGCUCUUUAAGAGAAUUGUCUUCUUAACAAUGAAAUUCAGAUGUCACUUCCAGGAGUGGCGGACGCUUUAGAGAGAAAUCCAUCAACAGACAAAAUCGAUGCUGGCUUAGAUUCUUCACAAUCUCGAAGGCGAUAGUACCAAUAUAGCCUGGCUAACCUUGUAAAACACUGCCUUAUCUUGAAUUUCAGGAUUGGAUAUACAGUAUAUCCAAUCCUGAAAUUCAAGAUCAUGUAUAUCAUAUACAGAUUGUCUCCUACACUUGAAAUAAAUAUAUUUUUGCACAUAUUAUAUUGUGCUUUCCAGGUCCACUUCACUAUAUCUCAGCACUGGGAGGGCUGUGAAGAAGAUUGCAGAAGAUAGCAUCUUCGGUUGAUUCUUCGCCUUGGAUACGUCGUGGACUGUAACAUCGGGACUUACUGACCCAAGGUGAUUGCGAAAUCGGAUGAUAUAUAAGGCGGCUGUAAUGGGUUCCUUCUAAGAUCAUUUGAUGCUCCACUUUCCUGCAUAGAAGUGCACCUGAUCACACCUGCAACGACCAACACUCGAGUUCGAUAGCUCACCAGUUCUAAAAAUGAGCCAACAGCAGAACCUGGGAGAUGACGAAGCUGAGAGACUGAAAGCUUUGGAGUUAGUUAUGAUGCUUGCCCUCCCGUUCAGUUUGAAAGCUGCUGUGAAUUUAGGUGUACCCAAAAUUUUGCUGGACGCAGGUUCUGGAGCUGAGCUUACAGCUGAAGACAUUGCGACCAAGCUCUCGGACCGCUGUCCAGAUGCUACAAAUUUGGAUCGCAUCUUGAGAGUCUUGGCAUCGAACAACAUCGUGACAGAGAUUGUAUCGAAGAAUGGCAAUGACUCCGACUGUCCUCAGAGGAGUUAUGGAUCCACUUCAACUCUCAAGUAUUUCACUGAUAACGAAGAUGGAGUUUCGAUAGCUCCAUUUCUUCUUCUGUGUACUGAUCCUGUUUUCGUACCAACCUUUCAAUACCUUCACAUGCCAGUUCUGGAUGAGAAUGUGGAGCCUCACGUUCUUGUUCAUGGGAUGAAAUCCUUCGAGUACGCUGCAACCGAUACUAGAUUUGACAAGCUUUUUAAUAAAGCCAUGCAUGAUCACACACACAUAGAAAUUUCGGCAUUACUAAAGAAGUACAGAGGCUUUGAGACCUUGACCUCAUUAGUAGAUGUGGGAGGUGGGUUGGGUGCUACUUUGGCCAUGAUUCUGUCCAAGUACCCGAAAAUACGCGGAAUCAAUUUCGACCAACCACAUGUUGUAGCCGAAGGGCUGCAAGUGCCAAAUUUGGAACACGUUGGUGGAGACUUCUUUGCCAGUGUGCCUGAAGCCGAUGCUGUAUUCAUGAAGUGGAUUUUGCAUGAUUGGGAUGACGAACGAUGUGUCAAGAUACUGAAAAACGUAUGGAGAGCUUUACCUCCUCAUGGCAAGGUCAUCAACCUCGACUACGUGUUGUCAGACAACUCAGAUCCAUCCCCGGUAACUAAGAUCUCCUUAUGCAUGGAUAUCUCAAUGAUGGCAAUCAACUCAAAUGGAAGGGAACGUACACUGUCCCAGUUCAAGAGGCUUGCAGCUGAUGCGGGAUUCAAAAGAGUUGAACUUGUUGCACAAACAGAUAAUCUGUCACUUCUGGAAUUUUACAAGAAUUGAUUAUCGCCAUUUGAAUCCGGACUUUAUUCAUUAUAAAAUUCUUCUUAGCCAUAAACCAACUCUGUGCUAUUGCUGAUAUGGACAUUACCCACUUGUAAAAGCUGCCACUGUAAACUUCCGUAGUUUUAAUUAUUGCAAGUACAGCUGGUAGCAAGUUAACAGACCUCGUACUGAGGUCUCGGGUAGCGACUCUGAUCUUUAGCAAUGUGGCUGUUCUAAUCAGUUUAACUUUCAAGAAAAUACAGCUUAAAUUCCUGG